Messenger RNA from Aspergillus calidoustus, 1815 nucleotides. Lineage: Eukaryota; Fungi; Ascomycota; Eurotiomycetes; Eurotiales; Aspergillaceae. The record is from the annotation of a GenBank genome assembly.
AUGGCAUCGCCAGCGUCGCAUAUCUCCGUAGGAGCACUCAGCGGCAUAUUCGAUGAUACAAAGCCUCAGUUCCGGGAACCCAUAGUUCAAUGCGUUCAAGUCAAGCCACUACCGCCCCAAGCAAACAAUCAUCAGGAACGCUUCCGUGUUGUGUUUAGCGAUAUCUCUAAUUAUGUCCAGACAAUGCUUGCAAUCCAGGCAAACCAUUUUGUGACGGAGGGCUCGCUUCGCAAAGGAUGCUUCGUGAGGCUGAAAUCCUUCCAGGCUAACUCUGUAAAGGGCAAAAAAAUCCUCAUAAUACUCGACCUGGAGGUUCUGAGUGAUCUAGGAGAGGCGGAAAAGAUCGGCGAACCUAAACCACUGGAAAACAAACUUGAGGAAGACGAGAAGCCGCAGCCCACGACAAUAUCUAGUAACGGCUUUUAUGGAGCUAAGGCUCAGAAUGCAGCACAACGUGUCAACCCUCAACCCCAGACAGUGCGGCCUAUGCAGGGUUCUGCAUCGGCUACGAUCUAUCCCAUCGAAGCGCUCUCCCCCUAUGCCCAUAAGUGGACAAUCAAAGCCCGCUGUACGAGCAAGUCUGCCAUUAAAACCUGGCAUGGAAGGAGCGGCGAUGGCACGCUGUUCAGUGUCAACCUACUUGACGACAGUGGUGAGAUACGCGCUACCGCAUUCAACGACCAAUGCAAUGCUCUCUAUGACCUUUUUCAGGAGGGCGGCGUUUACUACAUUUCCAGCCCGUGCCGUGUUGCAAUCGCUAAGAAGCAGUUUACGAAUCUUAACAAUGACUACGAACUUACAUUUGAAAGAGAUACCAUUGUUGAGAAGGCAGAGGACCAGAACGACGUUCCCCAAGUACGUUUCAACUUUACUACGAUUGGGGAUUUGCAAUCUGUCGAAAAAGACACCACAAUCGAUGUUAUAGGAGUAUUAAAGGAAGUCGGGGAAACCACCCAGAUUCGGUCAAAGUCAACACAAAAGCCUUACGACAAGCGUGACCUUACUCUAGUGGACAACACGGGCUAUUCUGUUCGCUUGACUAUUUGGGGGAAUACAGCGAUGAGCUUUGGCACCCCGCCAGAGUCGGUUGUUGCCUUCAAAGGGGUGAAAGUAUCCGACUUUGGCGGCAGAAGUUUGAGUUUACUCAGCUCAGGCUCGGUGACAGUCGACCCUGAUAUCGAAGAAGCUCAUAGACUCAAGGGCUGGUAUGACGCGCAAGGUAGGUCUGAGACGUUUGCAACCUAUGACCGCAUGUCUGCUGCAACAAUGUCCACUACGAGGCCCGACCAGUUCAAGACAGUUGCCCAAGUUCAGGAAGAGUUGUUGGGAAUGUCGGAGGAACCAGCCUACUUUUCACUCAGAGCUACCGUCACCUAUUUCAAGCGCGAUACCAUGUGCUAUCCUGCUUGUUUAUCCGAAGGUUGCAAUAAGAAGGUUACCGAACUUGACCCCGGCCAAUGGCGCUGCGAACGUUGCGAUAAGACUCAUCCACGCCCAGAAUAUCGGUACAUAAUGUCCAUCAGUGUCAGCGACCAUACCGGCCAGCUUUGGCUCAGCUGUUUUGAUGAUGUCGGCAAAAUGAUGAUGGGGAUAACCGCGGAUCAGUUGAUGGAAAUGCAGCAGAAUGAUACCAAGACAAUUGAUGAGAUUUUCCAGAAUGCUAACUGCCGCACCUGGACAUUCAAGUGCCGAGCGAAGACGGAUCACUACGGGGACCAACAACGUAUUCGCUACCAAGUUUCAUAUGCAAACCCGGUCAAUUACUCAGAGGAGGCGUCUCGUCUUGCAAGUUUGAUAGAUAGCUACCAUAUCUAG